AUGACGCCGAGUGCGGAGCGUAGCGCACAGGGCUGGGGAAAUGAAAACUCAACCCCGCUGCGAAGAUCUGCACGCCGUGCUGCUGCAUCCCCGCGAUAUACGCCUGGGAUAGGCACACCCACCGCACGCUCUGAUCCAAGCACGCGCGAUCGGCGAAAAUCUGACGUACCCGAUGCGUCAGGCUGGACAUCGUCGCUGUACUCGGCGAAUAAUGCACACGAUGCAUCUCUUGUGAGCAGCUACUAUUUACGCUCGCAGCAGCCAGAGUCCGCCUUGGCUGAAGAUGCAAGCGAGUCGUUUGGGCUGGAUGACGCGAGCACCUCACACGUGUUUCAAGGGCUUGGCUCCUUGCUGCGUGGUGCACAGCGGCCUCCUCAUACGCCGAGGUCGUCGCUGCGCAACGGUUCGAGGUUUUCUGACGCGGACGACUACACCAAUGAGGAUGCGUUCAUGGACCAAGUCGACACACAAUAUCAAGCGCGAUCUGCAAAAGCAAAGCGCGUGCAUACACCCGGCAAGCCAAGCGUCAUGUCGCCUACCAAAACCCCUCGCAUCCCCGGUUUUUUUCAAUUUUUCAAUGCCAAAGAGAAGGAGGACGGAGAGCAGAAAUGGAGUUUUUUUGGUAACAAUGCACCUCCCCCACCACAACCACCCAAUGUCGGAACGAAAGAGGGCCAUGGAGAUGUGCCGCACACAACAUUUGUAUCUUCUUCACCAAGUUUCUGGCCAAGACUUCUGCUCCUCUUGUGUGUAGGCGCUGCAUUAUACCAUCUUAUCGCAUCCAUGUCGCCAUCCUUCCCCUUCCGCAAGCGCAGUUCCAACCCAUGGCUCGAUGCAUCUAUUCCCUCUGACGAUAUAUGGCGUCGCGUCGACGCCGUCGAAACUGCGAUGAACAAGCUUUGGCACUCUUUUGGCGACCUUGGCACAGAUUUCAAGCAGGCGCAGGGUAAACUUGCGGGUCGUAUUCAGAGCCUGGAGGAGCGCGCGGCGCUUACCAGCACGGUGCAUGCACUGGAAAAUGACAUUCGUACAUUGCAGUCCGCUCAAAAAGAUACCAUCGCGCAUUUAGUUGAGAACAAGAAACAAAGUGAGGCGGUGGCGGCGCGCCUUGCCGUGGUUGAGCAGAAAGCCGUUUCUGUGCGUAGCCGCGGCGCGGUCGCAAACGAUGCGUUGGAGGCCGUGCAUGCCAAGAUUGCGGACUUGGAGGUGCGUCUUUCGCGCGCUGCACAUCAAGCCGCGAUGGCAGACGAUGCCGCAGCGGAUGCGAAGCGGAUGCUUGCGCCACUGCGCGAUUUCGUCCCCGAGCACAUGCCUGUGCGCAUUGACACGCGCACAAAGCGCCUGCACAUUGAUCCUGCCUUUUGGCAGGAGUUGCGCAAAGUUUUUGGAGAUGCACAUCGGUCUGUAUCGAACGAGAAGCCAGGAUCGUGGUCCGCUUUUCUCGAUGCGAACCGCGGCAAGCUCGAGUCGCUUUUUUCCGAUGCACUUCAUUCGCGUCUCGCUUCAGGCAUCCUCCUCGACCGCGACAGUUUCUUGGCGCUCAUGCAAGCCGAACUGGCACGUGCCAAAGCCGAGCUGAGCGCGCGCUUUAAUGAGAAUGUGCACGGCAUCCAAAACGAAAUCCUCGCCAAAGUGCGUGACCAGCAGGACAUGUAUGAGCGCAGCGGAUCCUGGUCCAAGCCGCAUACACUGGAAGACGAUGUCCCAAGUGACAGUGCCAGCGUGCGUACGCUUAUUGACGCUGCUAUUGCACAAUACGCCGCGGACCAAAUUGCACGCGCUGAUUUUGCGCAAUACUCUGCCGGCGGCCGUGUAAUUCCGACACUGACGAGCCCGACGCAUGAAAUGCGCAUGGGCGGUGCGGAUGUUUUCAGCGUCUCCUCUUUUCUGCGUAGUUUCAUCCCAUUGCCUCCUUUGGGUGGCCGUUCCAGCUCUUCGUACACUGUACGGGGCCGCAUGCCCGUUGUUGCACUGCACCACGACAAUGCGCCUGGCAUGUGCUGGCCCUUUUCAGGGACUCACGGCCAGCUUGGGAUUCAGCUUGUGCGCAAGAUUCAUGUCGAGGCAGUCACAGUGGACCAUAUUUCCAAUGUGCUUGCCCUCGAUGGCCUUGCUUCUGCGCCGCGCGAUAUGGAAGUGUGGGGCAUUCUAGAUACUGAGGAGGAACGACGCCAGCUUGUGCGGUGGCGCCGCGAGCGGCAAGCUACGCAGUGGCAGCGCGAGAGUACACAGGAACCCACUCCUGUGCCUCCCUCUCCAUCGCACGUUUUUCUUGGCUCUUUCCGCUACGAUAUCAGCCGUGGCGCGCCGCCGGUGCAAACAUUUCCCAUCACGCUGGAGGCUGCGUCUCUUCCUCUGGCUUUCCGUGUCGUGCAACUGAAUGUGCUGAGCAACCAUGGGCUGCGCGAUUUUACCUGUGUAUAUCGCGUCCGAGUCCAUGGCGCGCCUGCCGACCAUUCCUAG
Messenger RNA from Malassezia vespertilionis, 2463 nucleotides. RefSeq lists its product as uncharacterized. The transcript has a single exon. The record is from RefSeq and is a predicted model, not a curated record. Gene Ontology annotation, molecular function: protein-membrane adaptor activity. Gene Ontology annotation, biological process: nuclear envelope organization. Bases 1 to 2463 code for a protein of 820 amino acids. Gene Ontology annotation, cellular component: meiotic nuclear membrane microtubule tethering complex; nuclear envelope. Lineage: Eukaryota; Fungi; Basidiomycota; Malasseziomycetes; Malasseziales; Malasseziaceae.